AUGAUGAUGGCUUCCGGCGCUCCACCGACUCCUCUGCUGAAGCUGCAGAACGCGGAGUCGGUUGCAUCGCAGGCGGCCUGCCUCCGCACCCUCAAACACGAGCUGAUCGGCCAUGAUCAACGCAAAGAGACCUAUGUGAUCUGGGGCAUUCUCCCCAUCCUCGCCCAGAUCCUCGCAUCAAAUCACCCGUCGAAAGUUACCUCGGCCGAUUCCAGCGAAGCAAAGCCGUUCCAGUACGAGGAUUCGAGCGAGUAUGAUGCUUGCAUGCAAGCAAUUAUCAUUUCUGGAACGGUGGCUCAUGGUGGCCCAAACUUUCUUCCCCCGAUCUUCGCUAGUGACCUUGUUUCGAAUGUUCUCGCCGUUCUUGUCUCUCCUGAUUGCCCGCAGGCAUUUACUGUCCCCAUCCUGCGACUUCUCAACGCGAUCGCCGAUCGACUGCCAUUGCAGAGCCAAGAACAGGCGCUGCGGGACACACGUUUCGCAGAUCUGAUCUUCUCUGAUGAGAAUGCGAGUGCCCUGCGGAGACUCGUUGCGCAGGAGUAUGUCGACCGCAACACACAAAUAUGCAUCGAGCUGGCUGCGGCUCUCAUUGGAAAGGUGUGCACCGAAGAAGCUCACAAAGCCAAAUUGGCGGAAUGUGGUGUACUGGAUGCUUUGGGCAUCAAGCUUGCGGCCUUUGUUGUGGCGCAAGGUUAUGUCCUUCCCGGAGCAGCGAACCUCGUCCAGGAGCCAGAUGCGCUGGGGGCGUUCCCGGCAGCGGCGCCUGCAUCUGCUAGUCUGACACCUAUCCUUCGUGCGAUCGCGACUAUUGUAGAACAGUCAAAGCGACGGGCACAGCACUUGCUCUCCUCUCCUGGAAUCGUUACAGUGUUCCCAAGCCAGCUUGCCGGCUUUACCCCGGCGGAUGUCAGGCGCGGCCCUUGGGGCUCGACGUAUCUGUCCGGUUCGGCGGUUCCCCGUCAACCGGGUGCCAACCCUCUUGAUGCACUUCUACCACCCAUUCCGCACUCUCACGAACGGUCAUCCCCCAACUCGACCAACUUUCCACCUCUUGGCACGGCCGGCUCUCAACGCCGCCCCAGCAGUUCGUACCCCACGCCAUUUUCGCAGGACGAAGAGAAGAAUUCCACCGAAGAGGAGGAAAAUUCACUUGUCCCCUACCUUCUGGUCAUCACCCGUGAGGAAAGUGGUCUAGCUCGUCUUGCCUCCGCGCAUUUGCUCUCGAUCCUUGUCCGUCUGGGGCUUACGAGGAAGGAUCGGGUUCCCAUGUUCAGCAACCUGCUGGUUCCGAUUCUCAUUGAGAUGUUGGACAAGGACUCCGAGGCCUCUGCCGGGCGGGUCAGAUCUGAUGAUGUGAACAAUAUUUCACUCGCAAUCACACAACAGGUCAAAGAAGAAGCACCCGCCGUACUGGCCAAUCUAGUCAUGGAUGAUCAGGAAAUGCAGAAGUAUGCCGUUAAUGGCGGCGCACUCAAGCGUCUUUCGCAGUUGCUCAAGGAGACCUACAACCCUGUCUCUGAGAACCUUCAUUCGAUGUGGUACGCUGGAGGAGACGCGCCCGUGCGUGAUCCCAAGUCCGUCACGGCGGAAUGCCGCCUUGGACCUCCCGGCUACUCUCCGUUGAUGUGCCACAUUAUGCGAUAUCGUGAAAACAUCCUGAAGGGCCUGGCAGCUUUGGUACCAUUCAAGGACGAAUACCGCAAGGCAGUAUGUGAAAAUGGUGCCGUGCCCUACAUCAUCGACUCGCUCCGACCCCGGCCGACGGAUGCCCCUGCGAACGCCGAGUCCCUGCCGAAGAACUUGGCUGCCGACGGCAAUCCUACCCCGACAAUCUUGGCUGCUUGCGGUGCGACGCGGAUGUUGACGAGAUCAGUAAGCGUCCUGAGGACCAGCCUUGUGGAUGCGGGUGUCGCCGAGCCACUCUUCGUCCUACUCAAGCAUCAGGAUGUGGAAGUCAAGACCGCGGCAACCGCCGUCAUUUGUAACCUGGCAUUGGAUUUCAGCCCUAUGAAAGAGGCCAUUGUUUCCGCAGAUGUGAUUCCGAUUCUCUGUGAACAUGCCCAUUCCGAUGCCGUCAAGCUGAAAAUUGAGUCUUUGUGGGCACUCAAGCAUCUCGUGUAUAAUACUGCCAACGACAUUAAGAUCACUGUGGUCGAGAAACUGGGCCCCCGCUGGAUGCUACAGAGGAUCGCUCCACCCGACGAGGGUGAGCCAGACAACCGUCUCCUUGACGAGGAGAUGGAACAGGAUACUAGUGUUGCGAUGGGCGGAGCCAAUUCGGCCGGCGAACACGUUGACAUUUUGAAUCCAACUGAGGAAUGGAACCAUUUCUUUUACUCAGUAAGUCUCGAAUUGGUCAGCUACAAAUUCGACUAUAAUACUGACCCCGGGGCGAAGCACAAGCGGUUCCCUCCUGCUCUUCGACGACGCAGCCGCCUCAUCUCGUGGGGAGUCAUCGAACAAAACGACCAAGCAGCCCGGGACCAGGAUGCCGUUCGCGAGCAGACAUUCGACCUGAUCCGCAACAUGAUCUGCGGCGAAGGCGCCGCCGAAAUGAUCGACUACCUGUUCCGUGAUAUCGGCCAAGAUGCACUUCUCGAUACCAUCAACGAAAGUCUCAAGGUGCGAGUGUUCGAGCGGUUUCCUAUCAACCCCCAGAAUCCGGUGCACACCAUAAAUGCCCGAGCCACGGCCCACACUGAGCUGAUCACGGCCGUCACAGCGGUGAUCGUCCACCUUGCUGCUGGACUCCCGCGUCAUCGCCAGCUGGUGGUGUGGCACAAAGAUAUCAUGCGCUCAGUCAUCGCCCUUCUUAGUCACUCGCACCAGAAGGUUCGCCUCAACGGUGUCUGGGUGGUCAUCAAUCUCUUGUACGCCGAGGACCAAAACGACAAUGAAGGAUGCCGUGCGCGCGCUGCGCGCCUGAAGGAGCUUCGAGUUCUUCCGCAGCUGGAGAAGCUGGAGAAGGACAAGGACUUGGACGUUCGUGAGCGUACCAAGACGGCCUUACACUGGCUCAAUGUGCUUUCUUAA
Messenger RNA from Penicillium argentinense, 3033 nucleotides. Its product is annotated as armadillo repeat protein. Bases 1 to 3033 code for a protein of 1010 amino acids. Lineage: Eukaryota; Fungi; Ascomycota; Eurotiomycetes; Eurotiales; Aspergillaceae. Gene Ontology annotation, molecular function: protein binding. Gene Ontology annotation, biological process: proteasome-mediated ubiquitin-dependent protein catabolic process. The transcript is spliced from 3 exons. Gene Ontology annotation, cellular component: GID complex. The record is from RefSeq and is a predicted model, not a curated record.